GGGGCUGGGGGAGGCGCUCGGCCCUCGCGCCGGCCCCGGACAUCUCGACGGCCCUGAGCACAGUGGGCCCGGGGCGGGGCGCAGCUCGGCGCGGCAGCAGGCGGACGAGGCGGACGCAGCGGCAGCGGCGGGGGGGGGGCGGCGGCGGUGGGGCGGCCCCCAGCCUGCCUCGGUCAUGGGCAAUGGGCUGUCGGAGCCCGGCCCCGGCCUGCUGGCCGGCCUGCCCCCCUUCCAGUGCUUCCACAUCGUGAUCCUGGGCCUGGACUGCGCCGGCAAGACCACGGUGCUGUACCGGCUGCAGUUCGACGAGUUCGUGAACACGGUGCCCACUAAGGGCUUCAACACGGAGAAGGUGCGCGUUACACUGGGCAACGCCAAGACCGUGACCUUCCACUUCUGGGACGUGGGCGGCCAGGAGAAGCUGCGGCCGCUCUGGAAGUCGUACACGCGCUGCACGGACGGCAUCGUGUUCGUCGUGGACUCGGUGGACGUAGAGCGCAUGGACGAGGCCAAGACGGAGCUGCACCGCAUCACGCGGCUGGCCGAGAACCAGGGCGUGCCCGUGCUGCUCGUGGCCAACAAGCAAGACCUGCGCGACUCGCUGCCGUUGGCCGAGAUCGCGCGGCUGCUGGCCGUGGGCGAGCUAGCCGCGUCCACGCCUUGGCACCUGCAACCCACCUGUGCCAUCAUCGGCGACGGCCUGCGCGAGGGCCUCGAGAAGCUGCACGAGAUGAUUCUCAAGCGCAGGAAGAUGCUGCGCCAGCAGAAGAAGAAGAGAUGAGGCCGCGCGCGCGCGCGUGGGGGCGCCGCGUGACCGCCGCCGAGCCGCGGAGGGGGGCCGGGGACCCCCGGGGGGCGCGCCGCCGCCCGCCCGCGGGCUAGGAACUGACCAGCAGACAGACGGCAGCUGUAGGCGUUUGACCUCGAGUCCCUAGGGAAAUAAAGCUAUGGACGGUGUCUGUCUGUCCUCCCGCCCGCCGUAUGGCUUAAACGCCCUGGAAUGGAAGCGUGAAGAGGGGCCCGCAAACUCGUAUUUAUUCACGGGGUCCUGCCGCAGGGCCCAAGGGGAUCGGGUGGGGGAAGGGCUGUGUUUUGCCAGCUUUGGUCCGGGGGGAGUGCCAGGAUUUGAGCCGAAUCCGCGGCUGUGUUACUUAGGCUACUGCUGAAGCCGGUCCGAUUCCGGUGUGAGAUGGGAUCUCUUCAGGCGCAUGGAUUAGUUAUCCUGACGAGGAGCAUGUUUUGGUGGGUAGUAUUCUCGUUUCUUAGAAAGAGCUAUGCAUCCUCCUCCCCAAGGGGCGGCUAGGACGCUCCUUUGUCUUUAAGAGGUGGACUUGCUGUCGGGAGCACUUAAUGUCACUCGCAGGCCCGGGAGCGAUCUGCUUGACCCCCUUUUCCGAAAGACGUCUGUCUGUAAUACAUGCCUGCAGACUGGGCUUGUGCAGAAAACCAUCUGGGUUAGGGGGAACAAAAGAAAGAUGUACUGGCCCUGUCCGGCCCUCAGCCCACGGGGGAAAGAUGAUUGUGCCGACAGAAUCGGCUGUGUGGGGUUUGUCUACCUUUUCAGUAUUGUGGGAGGCACCUAAGCUUAAUGGGCAGCCCUCGGGCUUAGGUUCUUGUUUACAAAGUGAACAAACAGUGUUAGGUGGGUAGGACGGAGGAAAGGGUCAAGCCUAGUUCUUAUUGGUACAGUACAUCUGCCGAUCAAACAUUUGAGUACAAGCAUCUGAAGAAAGCUGUAGCUUUUAUAUAAAAACUGCUGGUGCUCUAGGAAACUAGAAAAGGGAAAAACCCCUUAACUUCAAUGUGAAAAUGUGUUUUUUUUUUACCAAAAAAAGUCAUCCUUUUCUACCAACCAGCAUUGACUUCUAACUGCCAUGUGUUUAGAAAACAUCACUGUUAAUUCUGUGUGUAAAGAAACUUGAUUUGUACAACCAGCCACUGUUUGUUCUGAAGGCGACCAAAAAUGCACUUUAGCAGGGUGGUUUUUGUUUUGUUUUAUAGUGAAACAGCUGAUUUUAUGGAACCCUGGUUUAAAUAAACAAGAGUUAAAAUUGCA
Messenger RNA from Phascolarctos cinereus (koala), 2056 nucleotides. It is a transcript of the gene ARL4A, whose product is annotated as ARF like GTPase 4A. The record is from RefSeq and is a predicted model, not a curated record. NCBI's taxonomy places the organism in Eukaryota, Metazoa, Chordata, Mammalia, Diprotodontia, Phascolarctidae. Gene Ontology annotation, molecular function: GTPase activity; GTP binding.